This is a messenger RNA of Ochotona princeps (American pika), 2094 nucleotides long. RefSeq lists its product as uncharacterized. The record is from RefSeq and is a predicted model, not a curated record. The transcript has 2 exons. Bases 1 to 717 code for a protein of 238 amino acids. Lineage: Eukaryota; Metazoa; Chordata; Mammalia; Lagomorpha; Ochotonidae.
AUGCUGCCGAGGCGGUGGGGAACCCGUGCGGAUGAAGAAGCAAAGAGGGUAGCCACGACUGUUGGAGACUCCGGAAGCAAGGAGGAGGAAGCUGUCUGGAUAGCAGCAAUAGACUUACCAAUACCAGAGCUCCCCGAGCUGCCACCCCAGCCAAGCUAUACCUCAGAAGAUUUGGAGUGGAUCCAACGCCAACGCCUUCAGGAGAUCAAGUCGGACAAUUGGUACAGGGACUCGGAGGGAAGACUGCUUUUGCCUACAGAACUGGGGAAAUUUUACAUCACCAACUUACAUGAAACCACCCACCUGGGGUGGAGGAAACUGCUGGAUCUAUUCAACACUGCCUCCCUCCGGUUCCCACAUCAGAACUCUGAGGCCAGAUUGAUAGUGGUGUGGUGUGCCGGAUGCCGGGCGAUGAAACCUAGCAAGAGGGGAUUCCCACAUACAGGUCGACGGAAUUGGACCAUGGGUGCAUCACUCACACAUCCGAAAGGCCGCUGCUCCGCCCCCCGAGCUGGAGACCAGCACCUUGUGGAAAGCACAGUGGCAUCCCAGCAACCCGCUAAGACUCAAGCUAGUGAAAAACUCCGAGGCAAGCACCCAGUCUACGCAUCCCUCAGACUCAUCUUCGUAGUCCUUGCAGCCUUAGGCGGUGAGACCACUGCUGACAAUCCUCAUCAGCCUUACAACAUCACCUGGAAACAGAGACGGCACUCAUGAGGCUCUUGCCUGGACUUCAGCCUUACAGCCUCUAAACUCGUGGUGGCUGGAUUAAUACUUCAGUUUAAGAGACUUGACCAUCAAGAAAUGGUCCUUGAACAGUGUGCGUGUGGCAGGUUUCCAUGCUUGCCCUGAAUCCACUAGAAAGACUUACAGUGCGUGUGGGGGUGUGAAUGACAAUUACUGUAGGAGUUGGGGCUGUGUGACUUCUAAUGAUGGGCUCCGGAAGUGGGCCGUUGCUAGUCGGAUUUAAUCCAGCUCUCUUUUGUUCACCCAUUGACACAGGAAAUGUGGUGUUCACCUCCUUGGGUUAAGAAUUCUUGUGGCAAGUCCUUGUGUGACUUAGUCAAAGUUAAAUUCACUGAGCUAGGGAAGAGAGAUAGGAGGUGGAUAUCCAGAUUGACCUGGGGUGUCGUGUUAUAUCACGCAUACACCCGCAACCCCAGUGGAACCCUCCUUGUGUCUCAGACAGUGGGGCCCAUUACCCUCCUUUCUUCUUCCAGCAGCCCCCCUUAUACCCUCCCUCCUUCCAACACUCCCACUACAGGAGAGGAGCAAACUGAAGCUUCCCCUCUCCCAAUCUGGGGUCAAGAAAAGAACGAGCCUCUGUGGAAGCUUCUCUGUGCACUGUAUGACACCCUAAACGUUACUAGUCCUGACCUUACCCAAGAAUGUUGGUUAUGUUACAGUGUCUACCCCCUGUUUUAUGAGGCUAUUGGUGUCAACUCUACCUGGAGCUACUCAGCAGUAGCCCCAACUAACUGGGUUGUCAAGAGCCCCCCUCUGACUAUGACCCAAGUUAGUGGGCGGGGUCCUGCAUUGGUACGGUCCCUAAAGACAAGCACAGACUUUGCUCCUUGGUAACAAGCCUUCUUGGUUCAGUUAAAACUGGUUGGUUAUCUCCCACCUCAGGGGGCUGGUGGUUCUGCUCUUGCACUGGAUUAACCCCGCACCUAUGUAUUGCUGUUUUUAAUGCAACUACUGAAUUUUGUGUAAUUGUGACUGUUCUUCCUCGUGUCCUGUGUCACACUGAGAAUGAUGUACUCCAACAUUGAGACCCUGACUCUGUUCUGAGGUAUAAGAGAGAGCCCAUAACUGUCCUGACUAUCACUGCCCUGUUAGGUCUGGGACUGGCGGGCACGAGAACAGGGGUUGCAUCCUCAAUCACCCAGACCAGAGAGAUCAACUCCUUACGAACAGCAAUUGAUGAAGACCUGGAGUGCAUAGAACGAUCCAUUAGCCGUUUAGAGAAAUCCCUCACCUCCUUAUCUGAGGUGGUCCUACAGAAUCAUAGGGGGUUGGGCCUGUUGUUCCUAAGGCAAGGCGGUCUUUGUGUUUCCCUGGGAGUAAAGUGUUGCUUCUAUGCAGAACACACUA